AUGGCCACACCCUCUGCGGGUCUCCUGGCUGCCGCCUUCAUCGGCAUUGUCCCCGGUUACAUCUCGCGUUCGGUCGCUGGUUCGUACGACAACGAGGCCAUUGCCAUCUUCCUCCUCAUGAUCACCUUCUUCACCUGGAUCAAGGCGCUCAAGACCGGCUCGGCGUUCUGGGGUACCGUCGCUGCGCUCUUCUACGGCUGGAUGGUCGCUGCCUGGGGUGGUUACGUCUUCAUCACCAACAUGGUGCCCCUCCACGUGUUCGUCCUGAUCCUCAUGGGCCGCUACAACAACCGCAUCUACGUCGCCUACUCGUCGUGGUACGUGCUCGGCACUGUGGCGUCGAUGCAGGUCCCCUUUGUCGAGUUCCUCCCCAUCCGUACGUCGGAAGGUAUGGCUGCGCUCGGCACGUUUGGCCUCAUCCAGCUGGUCGCCUUUGUCGAGAUCGUCCGCCGUCUUGUCCCCGGCAAGCAGUUCCAGUUCCUCGUCCGCGCCUUUGUCGUGUUCGUGUUCGUCGUCUCGUUUGCCGCCCUCGUGGUCCUGACCUUUUCGGGCUGGAUCGCUCCCUGGACUGGCCGUUUCUACUCGCUCUGGGACACUGGCUACGCCAAGGUUCACAUGCCCAUUAUCGCCUCGGUCUCGGAGCACCAGCCUACCGCGUGGCCCGCCUACUUCUUCGACCUCCAGAUGCUCAUCUUCAUCUUCCCCGCCGGUGUCUUCUGGUGCUUCCGCGAGCUCCGUGACGAGCACGUGUUCGUCAUCAUCUACGCCGUCUUUGCCGCGUACUUUUCCGGUGUCAUGGUCCGUCUCAUGCUUGUCCUUACCCCUGUGGUCUGUGUCUGCGCGGCCAUGGCCAUCUCCAAGCUCCUCGACACCUACAUGGACCCUGUCCUCCCUACCGAGGACGAGGACGACAGCCACGCCAAGUCCAAGAAGGCUUCGAAGAAGGCUGCCAACAAGGCUGCCAACGCGCCCGCGUUUGAGUUUACCGGUGUCCUGUCGGGCAAGAGCACCAACGGCAUCUUCAACUGGGACUCGCGCGUCGCCGUGAUUGGUGUCUUCCUCUUCCUCCUCACCCUGUUUGUGCACCACUGCACCUACGUCACCCAGUCGGCCUACUCGUCGCCCUCGGUUGUUCUCGCCUCGCGCAACCAGGACGGUAGCCAGAACAUUAUCGACGACUUCCGCGAGGCCUACUACUGGCUCCGCCAGAACACUGAAAAGGACGCCGUCGUCAUGUCGUGGUGGGACUAUGGCUACCAGAUUGCCGGCAUGGCCGACCGCGCCACCCUCGUCGACAACAACACGUGGAACAACACCCACAUUGCCACUGUCGGCCUGGCCAUGUCGUCCAACGAGGACAUUGCCUACCCGAUCCUGCGUCGCCACGACGUCGACUAUGUGCUCGUCAUCUUUGGUGGUCUCCUCGGCUACUCGGGUGACGACAUUAACAAGUUCCUCUGGAUGGUCCGUAUCGCCCAGGGCGAGUGGCCCGACCAGAUCCAGGAGCCCCGCUACUUUACGCCUCGUGGCGAGUACGCCGUCGACGACCGCGCCUCCGAGGCCAUGCGCAACUCGCUCAUGUACAAGAUGUGCUACCACCGCUUCCCCGAGCUGUACGGCGGCCACCCGGCCACGGACCGUGUCCGCCAGCAGCGCAUCCCCGAGCACGGCACCCACGAGCACCUCGAGACCAUUGAGGAGGCGUUCACCUCGGAGAACUGGAUUGUGCGCAUCUACGCCGUCAAGAAGGAGGACCCCUUUGGACGCAGCCUCAAGGCUGCCGGCGCGUUUGAGCGCGGCCAAAAGCUCCUUGCGGCCGCGUCGUCGCCCCAGCCAAAGCAGCCCCAGCAGCAGAGGCAAGGCGGUAGGAAGUAG
This is a messenger RNA of Apiotrichum porosum, 1875 nucleotides long. RefSeq names its product oligosaccharyl transferase stt3 subunit. Gene Ontology annotation, biological process: post-translational protein modification. Gene Ontology annotation, cellular component: membrane. Bases 1 to 1875 code for a protein of 624 amino acids. Lineage: Eukaryota; Fungi; Basidiomycota; Tremellomycetes; Trichosporonales; Trichosporonaceae. The record is from RefSeq and is a predicted model, not a curated record. The transcript has a single exon. Gene Ontology annotation, molecular function: dolichyl-diphosphooligosaccharide-protein glycotransferase activity.